AUGUAUAUGAAUCAGUUGAUUCUCCUAAUUCUCAUGGUCGGAGUAACCUGGGCUAGGGUAGAGGAGAUUCAUGAUCCCGAGCAACUAACUGGCCAGAAACUGGUGAACAAUCGGCUCUUGGAAGGCAUGGCCACCAACAAGUAUACGCCUCCAGAAGAAAAGGAUCCACAGUUCUGGUACAAUUUGGCAUAUGAGGAAUUAGCCAAAAGACUCGAGUUGCCACAACCCAAUGCAAAGAAGGCCAAGAACAUCAUAUUCUUCCUGGGCGAUGGCAUGUCCCUCUCCACUGUGGCAGCAGCGCGAAUCCUGAAGGGACAGCGUCAAGGAAACACUGGCGAGGAGUCCUCGCUCAGUUUUGAGCGCUUUUCCCACUCCGGCCUGAGCAGGACCUACUGUUCCAAUGCCCAAGUGCCCGACUCUGCCUGCACAGCCACCGCUUAUCUGUGUGGCGUGAAGACGAACAUUGUCGAGAUCGGCGUCAGUGCUGCCGUCGACUACAACAAUUGUACCGCAAGCCAAGAUCCCGUCAAUCGUUUGACCUCAAUUGCGGAGUGGGCACAGAAUGCGGGCAAAUCAAGGUUCGUGACCACAACAACUUUGACUCAUGCCAGUCCAUCGGGUGCUUAUGCCAAGACUGCGAAUCGCUUGUGGGAAUGUGACACGGAUGUAGCCUCUUAUGGCGUCGAUCCCACUCAAUGUAUUGACAUGGCCACUCAGCUAGUUACCCAAGUGCCCGGCAAGAAUUUCGAAGUUAUGUUCGGUGGUGGUUUCGGCAAGUUCGUGCCUUCGACAAUUCAGGAUCUUCAUGGCAAUCCUGGCGAACGUUCAGAUGGUGUUAACCUCUUGUCUAAGUGGCAAGCUCAACAUCCUGGUGGCGUUCUGGUCAGCAAUCGAAAGCAACUUCUAAGUGUUGAUACAACCUCUGUGUCCAGUAUUAUAGGACUCUUCCAGUCCCAGCUUAUGAAAUUCCAUUUGGAGGCGGAUGAAACCUAUCAGCCUACGUUGUCCGAGUUGACAGAAGUGACAAUCAAAAAGCUGACUCAAAAUAAGAAUGGUUAUUUUGCAUUUAUUGAGGGUGGACUCAUUGAUUAUGGCAACCAUUACAAUAAGGCUGGCUACGCUCUCGAUGAGGCGCUGGAAUUUGAGAAGGCAAUUCAGUUGGCUCGGGAGAUGACUGACAUUGAGGAUACUUUAAUUGUGGUCACUUCGGAUCAUGGUCAUACUUUGACCAUUGCGGGUUAUCCUGGUCGUGGCACGCCUAUCCUUGGACUUAAUCAUCAUGACACCGAUAUCAAUGGCGUGAAAUAUUCAGUGCUCAAUUAUGCUGUUGGACCCAAUAACUAUCUGGAUAGCGAGGGAAACCGCAUUGAUCUGAGCGAUCAAAUAGGCGGCAAUGAUUUUGUGUUUCCCAGCUAUAUAACGCAAGCGCAAGGCACUCACUCGGGUGAUGAUGUUGGCAUCUUUGCCUCAGGUCCUCAAAGCCAUCUCUUUACCGGGGUGAUGCAGCAGAGCACCAUUCCCCAUAUGAUGGCUUAUGCUGCCUGUAUUGGCAGUGGACCGAAGGUCUGCGAUGAAGUGUGAGAAUAAAGAGAAGA
Drosophila nasuta is the source of this 1595-nucleotide messenger RNA. Its product is annotated as membrane-bound alkaline phosphatase-like. Gene Ontology annotation, biological process: dephosphorylation. The record is from RefSeq and is a predicted model, not a curated record. Gene Ontology annotation, molecular function: alkaline phosphatase activity. Lineage: Eukaryota; Metazoa; Arthropoda; Insecta; Diptera; Drosophilidae.